AUGGCCAGCUGCAAGACCCCCGAGCAGCUCAAGGCUGAGGGCAACGAGCACUUCAGCAGCGGUGACAACGAGGCAGCGCUGGCAUGCUACCUCGAGGCUCUCAUCUUGCUGGACGCCGCCGCCGCCUCCCCCGCCGCCGCCACGCUGCGCCCCGUCCUCCUCUCCAACGCCAGCGCCGCCGCCGCGCGGCUGGGGCGCGCGGCAGAGGCCCGCCGCCACGCCGACCGCUGCGUGGCGGCCCGCCCGGGCUGGCCCAAGGGCUACACCCGCCAGGCGGCCGCCGCGCUGCUGCAGCACCGGCCGGGCGACGCCGAGCGCGCGCUCCGUGCCGGGCUGGCCGCCUGCCAGGACACCGCAGCACUGCGCCACGAGCUUGACCGCCUGCUGAGGGAGGACGACGGCGACCAGUCAGGCCUUCCAGGCAUCCUGCCGGGCACCCCGGGCCAGCGCAUGCGCGACUUGCAGGCCGACUUUGGCGCACAGCUGCAGCCGGAGGCCGCCAUCGCCGCGCUGCCCAACGACGCCCUGCGCGCAGCCUUCAUGGGGGAUGCAGACCGGUUCAAGGCAGCCUUUAGGCCCGAGCAGCACAUCAGCCUGCGGGCCUGGCAGCUGCGCCUGCCUCUGCCGGCUGUCGCCGUGGCAGGCGCGCAGCGCGUGACGCGGGCCGACGGCGGCCCCGGCGGCCACGCCGCCGUGCUGCGGGCGGCGUGCGAGGCCGGGUGCCGCGUGGACGCGCGCGACGUCGCCGGCUACACCGCGCUGCACCACGCCACCGCGCACUCGGCGCGGCUGGACCUGGCGCAGGUGCUGCUGGAGCAUGGGGCCGACCCCAACGCCAAGGACAGGUUUGGCAGCACACCGCUGCACCACGCCAUCAUGUCUCAGGACCAGGCAGCCGUGCGGCUGCUGCUAGCCGCUGGCGCCGACCCGCGGGCACGGGACCUGAGCGGGUGCAGCAUAGAGGAGGUGGCGCAGCACUGCCCGCCGAUGGUGGCUCUGGUGGACCGCGCGCUGGGGCGGUACCAGCAGAACGCGCACCUGCAGCCAGGAGCGCCCUGCUUCUCCUGCGGCAAGGCGGGGGCCAGCAAGCGCUGCGACGCGUGCCGCGUGGCUCUCUACUGCUCGCGCACCUGCCAGCGGCAGCACUGGAAGGCUCACAAGAAGGAGUGCUCCGCGGCCUCGGCCUCGAGCAGCAGCAGCGGCGGCGGCGAUAGCGCUGCCACGGCUGGCCACCUGCGCCUGCGCCCUUCCACCGACGCCCCUUACACUGCCGCGAUACCCAAUGCCGACUUCACCAGCGCUGUUGCCGCAUCCAUGGGGGUGCCGGUCAGCGCAGCGCCGUUCAACCCUGAAGGCUACAUGCGAGGGCCAGAGGAGAAUCGGGCGGCGGCAACGCGGCCCACCGACAAAACCUUCAUCGUCAAAGUCCAGGUGCCGCUUGGCCGCGUGCCCGGCACGCCCCCCCUCAUGCUCAUUUACAACAAGAGCCGCAGCUAUCAGAUGCACGUGGACGAGACCGGCGGCGCCGACGCGCGCCGCCUGGCGGCGCUCGUCCGAGGCAAGGGCAUCCGGGGGCAGAAGGCCUACUUUCCAGCCUUCCAGGACGCAGCCUCCAAGGAGCUGGUGGUCAUCAGCGGCGCCAUGCUGCCCCAGCAGACGUGGUGA
Chlorella variabilis is the source of this 1665-nucleotide messenger RNA. RefSeq lists its product as hypothetical. The record is from RefSeq and is a predicted model, not a curated record. The coding region runs from base 1 to 1665 and encodes 554 amino acids. Gene Ontology annotation, molecular function: protein binding. The transcript is spliced from 7 exons. NCBI's taxonomy places the organism in Eukaryota, Viridiplantae, Chlorophyta, Trebouxiophyceae, Chlorellales, Chlorellaceae.